This is a messenger RNA of Capronia coronata CBS 617.96, 894 nucleotides long. RefSeq lists its product as uncharacterized. The transcript has a single exon. The record is from RefSeq and is a predicted model, not a curated record. The coding region runs from base 1 to 894 and encodes 297 amino acids. Lineage: Eukaryota; Fungi; Ascomycota; Eurotiomycetes; Chaetothyriales; Herpotrichiellaceae.
AUGGAGACGUUACCCAGCUCCAUGUGUCGAGCGUGCCGACUGCGGCUCCUCAAACCAUCUUCAACCCGAGGCUUCAGCACAUCCGCAGCGCGCACGCACAUUCCUCCCGAAUCACCGGUCUUUGUCGACGUGCCAGAACCAUAUCAGUCCAUUCGCGAGCGACCCAUUCCGGCCAAAGGCCUCCUCCCUGUCCCUCGUGAGCUCUUCCCCGCCCGCCGCCCGGACAAGCCAGGCAAGGAGUAUCUAGCGAAUGUGACACGGGACCCUCUACCGAAGAAUGUUGUGCCAGAGGAGGAGCUCACAGAAUUGGGCAAGUACAAGAGGCGGAUGGCCGAGCUGCGCAAGUCGUAUCUUCGCGAUGGCCUGAAAGAGCUGCAUCGUCGGAAGAAGUCGAUUGACGCUCAGCUCGUACAGCGCAGUGCACAUAAAUGGCACGAGAGUGCUCGGCUAGCCGCGCAGCAGGAGCGAGAGGAUGAACGGCUGACUAGGAUCUCCGUACCUUCGGCCAUGCAGCCCCAAAAACCACUGCAGUUGUCUCCUGAGGAAGAGCUGGCAAUUUACAAUGCGCGCAAGGCCGCACAUGACGCGCGAGUGGCUGCUAAGCAUGAGCAGCGCCUUGAGAAGCUACACACGCUCUACAUGAAUGCUCGUGGCUUCAUCACUACAAAAGACCAGCUGGCAGCGGCGCUGGAUGCGACUUUCACGACGACCAGGAGUAUCUGGCGCUCUGGCAAGCCGGAUACAGUGGAGGAAAUGAUUCGGCGUGGCCGGGACAGGACAUCCGACCAGGGCCGUGGUGGAAUGAUGCUCGCUACCGAUGUCAAUGAGCGGGCCCUGCGUGACCAGGAACGCAUGCAAAAGAUCGCCGAGAAAUUGAGCGGGGGAAAGAUUUAA